AUGCAGACGCCGGGCUACCAGCCCACUCCGGCCCCCUACCACCCGGCACCCUCGUACAAGCCGGCCUCUUACCACUCGGAGGCCCAGUUCAAGGAGGCGGCCAAGCCGUUCGCUUACGACUACACCGUCAACGACCACUACACUGGUACCAAUUUCGCCAAGACGGAGGCGAGCGAUGGCCACAAUACCCAGGGAUAUUACUCGGUGGCUUUGCCCGACGGCCGUGUCCAGCACGUUAAGUACGUCGCCGACAACUACGGCGGCUACAACGCUGAGGUCACCUACGAGGGGGAGGCCCAGUACCCCGAGUACCACCCCGCUCCUGCCUACAAGGCUGCCGCUCCGUCCUACCAGGCUGCCGCCCCUGCCUACAAGGCUGCCGCUCCUGCCUACAGGGCUGCCGCUCCGUCCUACCAGGCUGCCGCCCCUGCCUACAAGGCUGCCGCCCCUGCCCACAGGGCUGCCGCUCCGUCCUACCAGGCUGCCGCUCCUGCCUACAAGGCUGCCGCUCCGUCCUACCAGGCUGCCGCUCCGGCCUACAAGGCUGCUGCUCCGGCCUACAGGGCUGCCGCUCCGGCCUACAAGGCUGCUGCUCCUGCCUACAGGGCUGCCGCUCCGGCCUACAGGGCUGCCGCUCCGGCCUACAAGGCUGCUGCCCCAGUCUACAAGCCCGUUUACAAGCCUGCUUACAGCUCUCCCACCCCGGCAUACAAGGCUGCAGCAUACUAG
Pollicipes pollicipes is the source of this 729-nucleotide messenger RNA. Its product is annotated as DNA-directed RNA polymerase II subunit rpb1-like. The transcript is spliced from 2 exons. NCBI's taxonomy places the organism in Eukaryota, Metazoa, Arthropoda, Thecostraca, Pollicipedomorpha, Pollicipedidae. The coding region runs from base 1 to 729 and encodes 242 amino acids. Gene Ontology annotation, cellular component: extracellular matrix. The record is from RefSeq and is a predicted model, not a curated record.